Molecule: messenger RNA, 843 nt
Organism: Cylicocyclus nassatus
Lineage: Eukaryota; Metazoa; Nematoda; Chromadorea; Rhabditida; Strongylidae
Source: the annotation of a GenBank genome assembly
AUGAUGCAGGACGAGGCUGUAGAUAUUCUACAGCAGAUAAAUAACGUAUCGGCUACAAUAUGCUCGAUCUUCAUUCAUGUUUUCAUUAUAUACCGCAUCAGAACCAAGUACUCUGUAUUCACACAGUAUCAAAACUUGCUCGUGGUUCAAUCUUCCAUAUACGCAGUAGGAUCAAUCUCUCAGUUGCUUGGGAAUACGAGGAUAACACUCGAUGGUAACGAACUACAAGGCUACUGGUUUACCUGUAAUCCAAAGGUACUUGACAUAAUCCUAGAAUAUACGCUGGAUAUGACUGAGUCAGCAGAAUCCAUUGUGAUAGCAGUAUUCAAUUUACAUCGAGUACUUCUUUUUGUGAGACCAUAUCUACUCAGAAGCUUUUAUCUGAUAGUUAUCCCAAUUGCCAUACUUUACUGCAUCUGUCAUGCAUAUGUCAACGCCAUUGAUAAGAACUACGCGUAUUACUCCAAAAUUGGAUUCUUUUUGAUCAUUUGUUCUGCAAUCAUCAUAUGUUAUAUAAUUUUAAGGAGAUAUUUUGCAUCGAAUAUAUCUUCGAAAAGAGUGCGUAGGAUGCAAGCACACUUAUCGAAGGGCAUAGUCGCGCAGAUUUGCGUUCACAUUACGGCCAUAGCGCUGUUAGGUCUAUGGAAUCCCAUAAAUAUUGUACUUGGGCUUUUUUUCGAAAGAAGUAAGAAAACAGAAGAGACCGUGUUCAAAGUGUAUUUGGUGGUUGCUUAUACCAUCUUCGUCUGGUAUUCCGCAGUCAUUGGCCUGAUUAUACGCUGGUCAAUAAUAGGCAUUUUGACGAGGAUUAAACCAGCGCAAACAUCUAGUUUUGUGAUCUGA